GUGAAGGAAUUCGUCUUUAACACACUCACUGUGCUCUUUAUAGUGUCCACUUAGUGUGGUCUGGGAGUACUUUGUUGAGAUUGAGAUUUUACUCCAAACUGAAAACGGGUGGUGAACAAUUGCGCAAUCGAAGCCCUAAAAGAUGCAAUUAACGCCUUUGUUGUCCUACAGUGUAGGAUGGGCGCGUAAAACCUCUCCAGAAAAUACCUUUUAACCCACCCUGUCAAAACCGGCCUGGGUUAUGUUUAACUGGGGCACAGAGGAAUGGAGUUUUGCUUCCACUUAGGUUGCAGUUCUCGCUGUCGGACACUUGGUGCUGCUGCUUGGGAAGCAGCUGUGUAGCAAACGAGGGGGGCGGCCACGGUGGUGCGACGUGGAAAGGCAGAACAGCAUUCUGGUGUUGUCUGAUGGUAGAGAUUAAACUCCAGCGACCCAAUGAGAACGCACACCGUCCCGGAUCUCAGUAGGAGCUAACGCUGAAAUGAAAGCAAAGGGGCGAACCGGGUAAAUACUUGUGUUAGGAAGAAGUCGUCGCCAUGGACGGAGGGCUGAUUAUUACAUUUAUAUCUGUGGCGAUGUUUGUAGGCUCCUUUCUCUUCGGAUUCAUCCCACUGUUGUUCAGACUGUCUGAGAAAAGCCUGCAGUUCGUUUCCAUCCUGGGGGCAGGUCUGCUGUGUGGGACAGCGCUGGCCAUCACCAUCCCAGAGGGAGUGGGUUUGCUGGAAGACUCGUGGAAAACGUCAUCCUCUGAUGUGUCAUCCGGUCUAAAUUCCAGUAAAGAAAAUGGGACCGUGGCAGAGAGAGGCCCACCUCGGUUCCUCAUUGGGGUGGCUUUGACGCUCGGGUUCACCUUCAUGUUUGUCGUCGAUCAGAUAGGAAGCUACCUUUCCACACGCGACCAGACGACUUGUUUGUCCAACAGCGUCCACUUCACAGCCACGUUGGGCCUGGUUAUUCACGCUGCAGCUGAUGGAUUUGCUCUGGGUGCUGCUGUGGCUACAGGUCAAGUGACAGUACAAGUUGUAGUGUUUUUUGCUGUGAUUCUGCACAAGGCGCCCGCCGCUUUUGGCUUGGUCUCCUUUCUGAUGCACGGAGGCCUCGAGAAGAAGUUCAUUCAGGGACACUUACUGGCCUUUUCAGCUGCAGCGCCUAUAGUUGCUAUUGCCACUUACUUCAUAUUAUAUGCAUCUGGAAGCUCAUCUGAGAAUCAGCUCAGUGCAACGGGAGUGGGAAUGCUCUUCUCAGCGGGGACGUUUCUCUAUGUGGCCACGGUGCAUGUUCUCCCUGAGAUCAGCAGCAGCAGGACUGAUGAGCUGCCCUUGGACUCCGAGCAGCAGUCUGGAGCCGAAGCCCACCAGCAGAGACACUUGGGGCUCCUGGAGAGCCUCACCCUCAUCAUCGGUGUGGGGCUUCCGAUGUUGCUGGCCCUCGGACUGCACGAUGACUAAAAGAAAACAUGAGGGCAAUUUAUUUUAAAAGGGGGUGAAAGGAAAACUCUGAGGACCUGUACUGUAUGCCACAAUGAUCAGAGGACAAAAUAGGCUUUGACAGAGUCUACCUUGGUCCUCUUAUUUCAGUGUAACUUGGAUUUGUGUCAGGCUAUUGUUUGGGUGUCAAAAAGCUUUCCGGGAGGUGAUAAAGAAUCGGGUAACUAAUAUAGUUUCAUAGCUGAAUUGAGUUUCCAUUCAGAGGAAGCAGAAACAGUUCUCAUUUGUUGCCACGGUCCGCUGAAGGUAUGUUGAGGUAUUAAAUAUCCUGAAAGGUGAAUAGAUUUACAGGAACAACCAAAUAAUUCGAUACUCUCUCACCUAGAAAAUAAGGUCUCUAGGGCGUACACUUUAUAUUAUUAUAUUUUACGGCUAAGAGUUUGAAAAUAUGGCCGGAUUUUCAGAUUAUAAAUGUGCAAUAAUACAAACUACAAAGUUUUUUUUAUAAUGUUGUUUGUCUGAGUUGGUUUAUGGUGGGGAUCGUGUUGAGUGAAAGGCAGCCUGGACAGGUUACCGUCUGUCUGCUAUCACAGAGGCGCGGGCCAACUGUUCGCACUCACAGCUGCAGCUAACGCUAAUUUAGAAUCAUCUCUCUGACUGAGCAUUCAUGCUUGUGCAGUGUGGAAUAAGGCUGGGACAAAACCAGGGACACGCGGAGAACAUCCAAACACAGAAAAGGGGCAAAGGUUUGAACCUCUCAAUGUGAAGUGAUAAUAACUGCAGCCAAAUGAGAAGACCAACCGGUAAACUGGUCCAGCAACUCUCAUGUUAGGUGAUACGUUAGACGGAGACGGGUUCCUGGCAGCAGGUGAGGUACGUAUCAAGCAGAUUCUGGAGGUUACAGAUGUUUUAUUGACUCACUGCCAGUUAGAGCAAUUUUUACCUUUACUUUCCUUCUUUCAGCUCCUUUAGUGUGUGCAACAUGUGAAAUAUUGAAACACGUGAAAUGUCUUCUGGUUUUAUAAUGGCUUAUUUAUUUACUUUAUACUUGAUUCUUUUUUGUUUUCGUCACACAACGCUGUACAUUGCUGCAUCGACUGACCUAAAGCUUGUUUACUUAUGUUUAACGUGUGGAGCAGAAUUCCCCUUUUAACAGCUACACUAAAUAUCUUGAGAUUGAAUUUUAAUUUCAUAGUUUUUGUAUUGUAAACCAAAGUUAAGAUAUUUUACACUUAAAUUUGUCCUUUAUUCAUUAAGCUCUAAACACAGUUCAUGUAUGAACCCAUAUGAAAACACAUGCACAGGUUAGAGACCAAUUAGGUUUGCAUCAAUGUAACCCAUCUGCUCUACAAACCUUUGGAAGUGACCACAGAAGACAUGACAAAGGAGUAUUAGCCAAAAGGAAGGUUUUUGGGUUUAUAAAUGACAGGCCACCAAAUACCCUGAUUCAACCGAGGACUUGGAUUUUAACUACUUUAAAAAAAACUUUGUCUUCAAGAAUGCCUUAAAUCACUGUCUGUGGUUGAUGCUGUCUAGUGUUGCUUAUUAAAUUUUUGUUUGUCUGAUAAAUAUUGAUGACUCCUGUUUCCUCCUACUGGUGGAAACUUCCACUCUGACCCUCGGUGGAAGCUUGCCAUUGGUGGAACACCACUAGAAUAAAAUCCAGUGUUUUUAUGAACUCCCUGAUCAGGGCUCAUUUGCUGGAGUUUUUUGUUUUUUUUUUAAGUUGAACACCAUGCCAUGAGAAUAAAGAUUUCUUUACUAUUGUCUAAAAAGAGAGUUCCUUGGAGUUCUUUGAUGAUUUGUCCUACAUGUGACCCCAAUUUGAAUACAGGAAGUGCUCCCGUUUACAGUUCAUGUAAUUAUUAAAAAUGUGGCACACAUGAUCACGCUGCUAAUGGUGAAAUCAAACAUCUGUUAUGGCCUAGCAUUAAAGUGAUACAGCGUUGUUCUGUUUGAAUCUUGCACGUAAUAAAAAUCUUCAAGUGGUAUAAAGAUUUUAUAACACACAGUAGUCAGACUAACAGGAAAACAGGCAACACCGUGGUCUAGCAAACAUUAACUCUUGCCUCGUGUCCUCAUAGCUCAUUCAGAGCAUUGCAGUAGGACUGCACUUUGAUUCCUUUCCAACCUCUGCAGACUAUCCCCUCCCCUCUUAUUUGCAGUCUACUAACAGCUAAACGCUCUAGCCAUCAAUCUUUAAGUGCCGGAUGGUUAUAUUUGUUGUCACUAGUUGAAUGUGGGUUGCAUAUAAUGUGUUGCUACACAAUCAAUCUCAUCUCAGGCUUAAGAACUAGCCAGGGGUCAAAUAUAAAUGAAUACACUGCUGUGAAGUACUGAACACAAAUGGUUGAGGAAACAAUGGUGCCUGUAAAGUUUACCCUGACAGGAGGUCACUCAGAGGUCUUGCUGAUCUAAGCAGUUAACCUCAACUAAAUAAAAUGAAAUGAAACCGUUUGGAAGUCUUUGAAACUGUAUCCCAGCUACUGCACUCUAUCAAAUAAAAAGUUGACUUUUUGGAUUAUUAAAAUCACCAAAUGUUCAUGUGUCUGUCAUUACAAUGGCCAAAAAUUAUUUUUAAGAACAGCUCUGAUAUGAUGUUCAAGGGCCCUUGCAUCUCGGGGACCAUUUAUAAUGAAUUUAAAUUCAUUUACAUUCAAAGUGCAGAGAACAGUGAUGUGUCUCAGUAUUUCUGCAAGUCUCUGGAGCUAUUAUUUGACUGCAGAUCCUUUUCUAAGCAGCUCUGGGU
This is a messenger RNA of Maylandia zebra (zebra mbuna), 4176 nucleotides long. RefSeq names its product zinc transporter ZIP9. Gene Ontology annotation, biological process: transmembrane transport; zinc ion transport. Gene Ontology annotation, molecular function: metal ion transmembrane transporter activity. The record is from RefSeq and is a predicted model, not a curated record. Lineage: Eukaryota; Metazoa; Chordata; Actinopteri; Cichliformes; Cichlidae. Gene Ontology annotation, cellular component: membrane.